This is a messenger RNA of Xenopus laevis (African clawed frog), 1928 nucleotides long. Its product is annotated as protein snail homolog Sna-like. The record is from RefSeq and is a predicted model, not a curated record. Lineage: Eukaryota; Metazoa; Chordata; Amphibia; Anura; Pipidae. The coding region runs from base 127 to 912 and encodes 261 amino acids. The transcript is spliced from 3 exons.
AGCGGCCGCAGCAGCGCGUGCCUUCAAAUCUCAGCGCUUGAGCCACAUGCGACUUUCUCUCUCUCUCUCUGCGACUGUCCAUCCCGGAAUCCCGUGCUCGGCUGCUAUAACCUCCAUACCGGCAACAUGCCCCGGUCAUUCCUGGUCAAGAAACAUUUCUCUGCCAGCAAGAAACCCAACUACAGCGAACUGGAGAGUCAGACAGUGUAUAUAUCACCAUUCAUCUAUGACAAGUACCCACUUCAUGUGAUCCCCCAGCCGGAGAUUUUAAGCACAGGGGCUUACUACACGCCUAUUGUCUGGGACACUGGUUUACUCACCACAUUUUUCACCUCCGAGCCCGACUACAAAAAGUCUCCCAUCAGCCCUUCCGGCAGCGACGAUUCCUCCAAGCCCUUAGACCUCACUUCCUUCUCCAGCGAAGAUGAAGGGGGCAAAACCUCGGACCCUCCCAGCCCCGCUUCGUCCUCCACGGAAGCGGAGAAAUUUCAAUGCAAUCAGUGCAGCAAGUCUUACUCCACCUUUGCCGGACUUUCCAAGCACAAACAGUUGCACUGUGACACCCAGGCGAGGAAGUCGUUCAGUUGCAAAUACUGCGAGAAGGAGUACGUCAGCUUGGGGGCCCUAAAAAUGCACAUCAGGAGCCACACGCUUCCCUGCGUCUGUAAAAUCUGCGGCAAAGCCUUCUCCAGACCAUGGUUAUUACAGGGACACAUCAGAACCCACACAGGAGAGAAGCCAUUUUCCUGCACGCACUGCAACCGUGCCUUCGCCGACCGCUCCAAUCUCCGAGCCCACCUGCAGACCCAUUCCGAUGUCAAAAAGUACCAGUGCAAAAACUGCUCUCGGACUUUCUCCAGAAUGUCCCUCCUUCACAAGCACGAGGAAACGGGGUGCACGGGAGCCCACUAAAAUCAAAGACUAUAAGCACAAUGGACUCUUAAAAUUCCUGUAUAUUUUUUGGCAGGAUAUAUAUAUAUAUAAAUAUAUAUAUAUAUUAUUUUUUCCUUUAAAUGAUGCCAUUGCUAAAUUUGUUUAGCAAGCUCACAUGCAAUCACUUCGUUUGGGGGAAGAGACCCUCGAAACCUUAUGACACUUAUAUGGAACCUGUAUUGUCGAUGAUGCAACCUUAGAAUGCCUUAUUGCUACAGGGAACUUGCCACCUACCCUACAUUUGGGAUUUUAUAUGUCAUUUAUCUCAUGGGGCAGUGUAUAACUGUUGGGUAGGAAAAGACUGAAUUCUGUAUUUCUGUGAAGGAGUCAUGGAAGGUGUUACACACACACACACACACAUGUAUGGCACUCUUGCUUCCAAAAAGGGCAUCACCUAAAAUGAUUUCCUAGGGUAAGGUAAAUGUAUAAGAAAGACCAGCACAUAAUCGUCUAUGCAAAAAGUUGGCAUACAAACUUUCAAUACACUUUUUUGUGUGUCCCAUGUGUUCAGCUCAUAGGGAUGGGGAUUAACCCCCUCCAGCACAAUGAGCACCCGUCACCCCCACCCAUAACUGGCCAAUGAUGACCGUGCUGCACAUACACUCCUGUUUAAAGAGCAGCAAUGUGGGCACCUGUUAUUUCCUUUCAAGGAAGAGGAGAGGCGGCAGUUGGCACGGAGAACAAUGGGCAGUUAAAACCUAAGCCAACCCAAGACAGGUGGACGGAACGUCAUACAUGAAAAAAAAAGAAAGGAAAAUAGACUAUUUAUGGCUUCUGACAGGUGCCAAGUGGAUGCAUCUUUUUUUUUUUAUUAAAUAUUGUUGUUUUUUUUUACGUAACCCUUACCGAGAAUGUUUACAUUUCAAUGGUACACUGGUAUUUAUAUAUAUUUUUUAUAAAAGUGCCACAUUUUGUACUGAGGAAUCUGUGUUUUUUAUAGUUAUACACAAUUUAUUGAUAUUCAAUAAAAUGUUUUUUUUAAUUUAUAUAAAAAA